UCCAAAUUCGUUCUGUUGUUGCAAUUAUUGUCGUCGUCUCCGUCGAUGAUGAUGAGGAUGAUGAUGAUGAGAAUCACGAUGUAGUAAAUAACUACAUCCUAUUUUUGUUUUCAGUUUUUUUUUUAACGAGAGAAGAAAAGCUAUUUUCAAAACAUAUCUAAUGAAUUAUCCUCCGUGAUUCCAGAACCACCAUGUGUCUGUCCUCCUCCAACUUAAGUCUAAGUUUUUUUGCUGUCCCCUCACCUCAGAUGACUUGGACUUUACCAUCUUCUUCUACCCUCAGUUAACAAUGAGCCAAACUAGACUUUGUAGAGACAGUAGUUGGGGGAAUGAUAGAAAUGGUUCGAAGCUUAUGAAUGCUAAAGGACAAAUUAGUUUAUCACAAGGAUUAAUACACAAGAAUGGAAAGCCAUCAUUAAGUUUGAAACUUUCUGAAAAUCCCUACCUCAAUAAAAAACAACACUUCUGGUUACUAAAUGGUGAUGCUAAGCCAGUGAAUAGUGUGAAUGCAAGCAAUAGCUUGGUAUGGGACAGCGACUGUCUUGAAAUGUCCACUUAUGGCACGGAGACAGUGUCUCCGUCAAGGAAGAAAAUGCUACCAAUGGCUGAUUAUUGCCUUUCUGAGGCUGAAGGUCUCAAUUACCCUUUACUGAGGGACAUGUCAAGCUCCAGUUGCGUUGAUGCUGAUGGUUUAUCCGGUGCUUACCCCGUUGAUCUGGAUGGUGGCGUGUUGAGUCUAGAGUCAGAAACUGCUGCUGAUAAGAAUAAAACAGCCGAUAAGAAGUCCAAAGGGAAACGGAAAAGGAAUGUGAACAAAAAAUCGACAACUGACUCUGCAUCAGAAAAAGAGGAUUUAAACGGUAACUCAUUGGUCAUCAGCAAGAUACAAUCAAACACAACUACUGAUGCUGGACGAAAUCAAGAGUUACAAACAGAGGGAAUGGGGAAAGAACUGGACCAGAAGAGCUGCAAGCCAGCUGAUUCGCAAGACUCUGCACAGAAGUCUCGCAAGGGCCGCAAAGGUCCUAUAGUCUAUGCUGAAGAUAUUCCAGAUUAUAGAGGAAAAGAGAAGAUAGAGGAUCUCUUGAACUUCAUUGGGAAAAGCCCAAACAAUGACACUUUGAGCAAGGACAAAAAAAAGAAAAGUAAGAAAAAAGGCCUCCAAGGCCGUUCUUGCCGUUCGAGUGCAGAAAAUAAGGAUGAAAAAAUCGAAUUGUUGGAGUCUGAUUCAACAGAUCUUUAUCCAGCCAAAUCUUCCUCUUUGGAUAAAGUAUGUUGCAACUGCAAUAACUCUGAGAUUGAUGACUGCCUCGGUGAUGACAAUGGUCAGGCUGAUAAUAGCAUUGUUCUGAAUCCGGAAUAUUCCUCUCCUAAUUCUGCUGAGCCCUUUAUUCUUGUGGAGAAGAAAAACAAGAAACGGUUGAAUGCAAACCUGAACCGACCGAAUAAAUUUGCGCCCAAGUCCCCCUACCGAAACCGAAAGCUAAGCUCGUCAGUCAUGCAUCCCCACCAGCCUCACUGUAAUGAAAAAACUGAGUUAGACUCUUCAUAUUCUGAUUUAGAAGGUUCCUAUAAAGCACGUCGCAACUCAACUGGCAAUGUCCACAUGCAGAUGUCUACGGUGCAAAGUAUAACUACAGAGGAUAGUGAUAAUGAAAGUUGGACAUCUUUACCGAUUUCUCAGGUUUCUCAGGGAAUCCAAUUAAUUAAUGAAAAUAGUUACCCAAUUUCCUAUGCGAAGAUAGCUGCUUUGAGCUUGCCUUUGUCAAACUCUCAGUCAUUGAAUCGUAAUGUCCCAUGUUCUGUGUCUAAAGCUGGAGAAAAUGUUCCUGGGUGCAAAGAGACUAGUGCUGUUGUUAAAACCAACAGCAUCAGUGUAAUUAAAGACAAUCAAGUUAGGCGUACCUCAAACGGCAAUGAGCAGAGUUGUUGUGGAAGUGACAUAAGCACUGAGAAUAGUGAUAAUAGUGCUAAUUAUUUAUUGAAAGACAAUGAUAAUUAUUUAGAUAGGAGGCAUUCGGUUGGGGAGUGCAUAGCUGACGGUACUUCAGUGAAAGAGCCCAAGGCUACUACCUCCACUCCAAAGAACCUACAUCAUGACAAGGGCCAAAAAGAGAAUAAAAAUGAGACCAAGGAACAAGAUAUUUCAUUUUGUGAUCAUAAAACAUCAUCUAUAUAUAAAAAUAUAGUUUCUGGUCUGUGUCUUAGCUCAACAGAAAACGGGGAGGAGAAUUUUAAUUUGUCACUUAAUAAUCUAAAUAAAGCCAAGAACUUUAAUAAAAGCAAACUAGUUUCUCAUCACUCCCUUGUACAACAACAACAGCACCAACAACAACAACAGCAGCAGUGUAAUAUUUACGUUAAUAACAGUAAUACAAAAUGUAAUAUGACGGAUAUUCUUGCUGUGAAAUUUAUCAAUCCAAGAGAUAAGAAGCACAAUGACAAACAAUAUAAGAUAACUUUUGGUUUUUUCUAUGAUCCAGACAAUAAAAAUGGUAGAAAUACGACUGGAAGUGACACCAUUAUUGAUGGUAGCAGCUGUCCUCUCUCUUCAGAACUUCCUACUUCAUUGCCUGCCGAGCCCUUUUUGCCCAAGCAGGUAUCAAACAAUAAAGAUGAAGACCACAAGAAGUUAGAGGACAGAGCUGCAAAACCUGGGUGUAAAGAAGGCAACGGUGUUUUGAAAUCAUCUCAUAUUAAUAAUAAUAAUAAUAAAACAAAUCCUGGUGACGAGGCUACAGGCAAAACCCCUCAACUUCCCGACGCAAACUGUGAUUCAACUGAGAAGACUGUAAAAAAUACUGAAGCUGUCAAAUGUGUUAGCAAAUUAAAUGGAGUUGUUGUUCCCACCAACAAAAAUUCUUUAGAAACCCAUUCACUUCGAACAAAUGAAACACCCGAGAGUGCCGCCAUUUCAACUAGCUCCUCUCUACCAAACACAAGCAAUUCCAAAACUGUGAGUCCCACUGCAGUCGAUGACGAAAGACCCCACGGUUUGUCCAACAUUCAGGGAAACAACAACAACCUCCACCACCAUCACACAAGCAAUAAAAAAACAAUCCCCGACAGUAAAUGCGGGGGAAAUAACGGGGACAGUACAGUAAGGUCCUUGCAGGAUAGCUUACAAUUCAUAGCCCUUUCGUAUGGGGAUAAAAUCGAAAAGGACAAUAAACAAAAGGUGAUACAUUUCCGGAGUGAUGUGGCUGAUACCCAGCUCUUCAACCAACAGGAAAUUUUAUCCUAUCUUAGCAAUGAAUAUCGCCGAGUAUGUCAUCUUAGUGGUCCUUCAGCAAUUGUCAGAGUUGGAAAUGAUUAGAAAUGGAGAAAAGCGGAUGGUGAGGUGACAGGUGAAAGUUCAUACUUUGGUACUAAAGGAAAAAAAAAAAACACAAAGAAAUAUGGGGAGGCGGGGAAGAUAAAAAAAAGAAAAAGAAAAAGAAGG
Octopus sinensis (East Asian common octopus) is the source of this 3442-nucleotide messenger RNA. RefSeq names its product rho GTPase-activating protein gacU. Lineage: Eukaryota; Metazoa; Mollusca; Cephalopoda; Octopoda; Octopodidae. The record is from RefSeq and is a predicted model, not a curated record. Bases 290 to 3316 code for a protein of 1008 amino acids. The transcript is spliced from 6 exons.